ACCGCUAGCUAGCUUCGGGUAUCGGGGACCGGGAGUGGGCUGGCGGAGGAGGGAGUGAGGAGUUGGGGCUGAGAGGAGGGGGUAGAGCCCUCGACCGUCGAAUAAGGGGACGCGCGAUGGGGCAGAGGCCCACUGGCGAGGGAGCGGCGCAGAUGAGAGAUGGGGGUAGAGCCCGGCUGACGGGAGACAGACUGCGGUUAAGUCGGGAGGGAGAAGGCAGCACUGACUUGCUAGGGUGUGGGAAAGGAUCAGGUUGUAAUUUGGGAAGGUUGAGGUGCAGUCCAAGGAAGACGACUCAAGAAAGUGGUGGAUCGGCUCAGGCCCCGGCCUAGGCUGUUGGAUGGCCGUUGUCGGAUGCCGACCGAACAGAGGGAGGAGAAGCAGCUUGAGGCAUCAUUAGAUGCACUGCUGAGUCAAGUGGCUGAUCUGAAGAAUUCGCUGGGGAGUUUCAUUUACAAGUUGGAGAAUGAAUAUGACCGGCUGACCUGGCCAUCUGUCCUGGACAGCUUUGCCUUGCUCUCUGGACAGUUGAACACUCUGAACAAGGUCUUGAAGCAUGAAAAGACACCACUGUUCCGUAACCAGGUCAUCAUCCCUCUGGUGUUGUCCCCAGACCGAGAUGAAGAUCUCAUGAGGCAGACUGAAGGACGGGUACCUGUUUUUAGCCAUGAGGUGGUCCCUGACCAUCUGAGAACCAAGCCUGACCCUGAGGUAGAAGAGCAAGAGAAGCAGCUGACAACGGAUGCUGCCCGCAUUGGUGCUGAUGCAGCUCAGAAGCAGAUCCAGAGCUUGAAUAAAAUGUGCUCAAACCUUCUGGAGAAAAUCAGCAAAGAGGAACGAGAAGCGGAGAGUGGAGGUCUCCGGCCGAACAAGCAGACCUUUAACCCAGCAGACACCAAUGCGUUAGUGGCAGCUGUUGCCUUUGGGAAGGGGCUGUCUAAUUGGAGGCCUUCAGGCAGCAGUGGUCCUGGCCAGCCGGGCCAGCCAGGAGCUGGGACAAUCCUCGCAGGAGCCUCAGGACUACAGCAGGUGCAGAUGGCAGGAGCUCCGAGUCAGCAGCAGCCAAUGCUCAGUGGGGUGCAGAUGGCCCAAGCAGGUCAACCAGGGAAAAUGCCAAGUGGAAUAAAAACCAACAUCAAGUCGGCUUCCAUGCAUCCCUACCAGCGGUGAGUGUGGCCGACAACCUCCACUCCCAGGUGCUCUUUGCAGAGUUGGGCAGUGAAGCUGCCUUUUGCCCAAAGCUGACCUAGAUGGGUAUAAUAAAAAGAAUACGGGCUUUCAGCCACAGACAGAUCCCAUCUCCACUGCCGACUAGCUGUGUGACUUUGGGCAAGUGACCUAAUUUUUCUGAGCCGGUUUUCUUGUUUAUAAAUGGUGAUAAUACCUACCUCAUAGGGUUGUUGUGAGGAUUAAAAUGGGAAAAUGAAUGUAAAACACUUGGCACAGUCUAUGAAAUAAUGAGUAUUCAAUAAAUGAGAGUUUCU
Molecule: messenger RNA, 1484 nt
Organism: Lagenorhynchus albirostris (white-beaked dolphin)
Lineage: Eukaryota; Metazoa; Chordata; Mammalia; Artiodactyla; Delphinidae
Gene: MED8
Product: mediator complex subunit 8
Exons: 7
Coding region: 355-1170 (271 amino acids)
Biological process (GO): regulation of transcription by RNA polymerase II
Cellular component (GO): mediator complex; core mediator complex
Molecular function (GO): transcription coregulator activity; RNA polymerase II cis-regulatory region sequence-specific DNA binding
Source: RefSeq, a predicted model, not a curated record